AUGGAAGAGGAUGAAGUUAAUGAGGAUGAAAUUGAUGUAAUUAAUAUUAUAGACAUUCUUUCAGUUUUACCAGAACAUAAUGCUGAUUAUGAGUCCCAUAGCCGAGAACAACCACCAAAUAAGGAAUGUAAAACUCAUGGUAAAAGUGUUGAUGAUGUUUUAACACGCCCUAGGUAUGUUAAUACUCCUCCAAUAUAUUCCUUUAAUUUCAUUUGUUUGGGUCGCGGGGAAAUAACGAACGAUCUUAGUAGGAUGCCACGAAACUAUAAUAGAAAAACUGAAAUAAAAUAUAGGCUAGAGGAUUUAAAAAAGGCCAUAAAAGACGUGAAAAAUAAAACUUUUUCAUUAAGUCAAGCCUCUUUAGCUUAUUCGGUGCCUAAAACCACAUUAUUUGACUAUUGCAAGAAAGAAUUCAUAACACAACCAAGAGGUGGAAGAAAAUGUAUAUUCUCAGAUGCACAAGAAAAAGAGUUAAAAGAAUAUAUUGUCAAAUGUAGCCAGGUUUUUUAUGGGUUAACAAUUGAAAUGGUGCGAAAAAUUGCUUUCAAAUUUGCUGAACGAAAUAAGUUGACCCAUAAAUUUAAUAGGAAAACCCAAUUGGCAGGUAAAGACUGGUAUUAUUCUUUCAUAAAAAGACAUUCAAAUAUUUCAUUGAGAAAACCUGAGCCCACUUCACUAAACAGUAUAAAUGGAUUUAAUGCAACAGAAGUAAAAAUGUUUUUUGAAAAUCUGGAAACUUUACAAAAAACUUAUCACUUUGACCCUAAUCAUAUAUAUAAUGUUGAUGAGACCGGUAUUUCUAAUGUUCAACGAAAUUCCAAAAUCUUAGCCCUUAAGGGCCAGAAACAAGUUGGGAUGGCAACCAGUGCGGAAGAAGGUUCAACAACUACAGUUGUUUGUGCAUUCAGUGCUUCAGGAAAGGGAGGCAAUGCUGAUAUGCUUGCUACGGUCAGUGACUCAGGUUGGAUCAAUGAAAAUUUAUUUGUGGACUGGCUUAAUCACUUUAUCUCAUUUGCUAAACCAACCAAAGACGAACCUGUGUUAUUAAUCCUAGAUAACCAUGAGAUCCAUAUUAGCUUUGAUUGCUAUCUACUCUGUCGUGGAAAUGCAAUUGUAUUGUUAUCCCUUCCACCACACACUUCCCAUAGAAUGCAACCAUUAGAUUUAACAUACUUUGGUCCACUCAAAUCUGCAUACAACAGGGAAUGUGACAUUUUUAUGGCAGCAAACAUAGGCCGAAGAAUUACUCAAUAUGAAGUUGUUGAACUAUUUACAAAACCUUUUAAUCGUCUCAGCAAUAUUGAAAAAGCAGCCAAUGGAUUUCGAGCAGCUGGUAUUUAUCCGUUAGAUCCCACAAAAUUUAAUGAUUUUUUUCCAAUCAGUAUCGUUACACAUGAAACGUCAUUACUUGAUAACAUUCAGAGUUCAGAAUCAGUUCAGACUUCAGAUACUCAAGCCAAAUCAUCUGAAGUGUUAGUUAACCUAUCAUUGAAUCCUUCUAGUGUAGGUCUGUCACCUGAUGUGAAUAUAGCCCCUGAACUGGUACUAAAUAGAUCAAAUCAGUCAAUAUCUCUUUUAAAUAUUGUCUCUGUACCUAAUUUGCCAAAAAGAAAAACCAGAGAAAGUCUAAGAAAAAAACAUUCUACUAUUAUCACUAGUUCUCCAAUGAAAGAUUUUUUAGAGGACAAGCAGCAAAAGAAAAGUAUGAAGGAACAAGAAGUAAAACAGACUGCUGAAAAGUAUCAUGAUCCACCCACGGAAGACUGGAUAAAAUGUUAUAAAUGUAAGUCUUGGUACCACGAGAAGUGCACAAGUUGUGCAAGUACAUCAAGAGGUUUUCUCUGUGAUUUUUGCUAUGAAUAA
Messenger RNA from Hydra vulgaris (swiftwater hydra), 1863 nucleotides. Lineage: Eukaryota; Metazoa; Cnidaria; Hydrozoa; Anthoathecata; Hydridae. The record is from RefSeq and is a predicted model, not a curated record.